Molecule: messenger RNA, 2505 nt
Organism: Mus musculus (house mouse)
Lineage: Eukaryota; Metazoa; Chordata; Mammalia; Rodentia; Muridae
Gene: Mnat1
Product: menage a trois 1
Exons: 8
Coding region: 122-1051 (309 amino acids)
Biological process (GO): regulation of transcription by RNA polymerase II; transcription initiation at RNA polymerase II promoter; nucleotide-excision repair
Cellular component (GO): transcription factor TFIIH core complex; nucleoplasm; transcription factor TFIIH holo complex
Molecular function (GO): cyclin-dependent protein serine/threonine kinase activator activity
Source: RefSeq, marked validated
CAUUCCGGCCAAGUGCCUGUUGGUAGCAGCUUAGUUGACAUCUGGUCUGGGGGUUCUUGUAGGUGGCAGUGGCUGAAAUCCGUGUGGAGGAAAAAAAAAAAUCCAAAGCCGAAGAGACGCCAUGGACGACCAGGGCUGCCCCAGGUGUAAGACCACCAAGUACCGGAACCCUUCUUUGAAGCUGAUGGUGAACGUGUGCGGACACACUCUGUGUGAGAGUUGUGUGGACUUACUGUUUGUAAGAGGAGCUGGAAACUGUCCUGAGUGUGGGACUCCACUGAGAAAGAGCAACUUCAGGGUACAACUCUUUGAAGAUCCCACUGUUGAUAAGGAGGUUGAAAUUCGGAAAAAAGUACUAAAGAUAUACAAUAAAAGGGAAGAAGAUUUUCCUAGUUUAAGAGAGUAUAAUGAUUUUCUGGAAGAAGUGGAGGAAAUCGUUUUCAAUUUGACCAACAAUGUGGAUUUGGAGAACACUAAAAAGAAAAUGGAAAUAUAUCAAAAAGAAAACAAAGAUGUCAUUCAGAAAAACAAAUUAAAGCUGACGCGGGAGCAGGAGGAGUUGGAGGAAGCAUUGGAGGUAGAACGCCAAGAACAUGAGCAGCGACGGCUGUUCAUACAAAAGGAAGAAGAGCUGCAGCAGGCUCUGAAAAGGAAGAACAAGCAGGCCUUUUUAGAUGAGCUGGAGAGCUCCGACCUCCCUGUUGCUCUGCUCCUGGCGCAGCAUAAAGACAGAUCGACCCAGCUGGAAAUGCAGCUCGAGAAGCCCAGAUCCAUGAAGCCAGUGACGUUUUCCACAGGAAUUAAAAUGGGUCAACAGAUUUCAUUAGCACCAAUCCAAAAGCUGGAAGAAGCUCUUUAUGAGUACCAGCCCCUGCAGAUAGAGACCUGUGGCCCACAAGUUCCUGAGCAAGAGCUCUUAGGACGGCUUGGGUAUUUAAACCACGUCCGGGCUGCAUCUCCACAGGAUCUUGCUGGCGGCUAUACUUCUUCUCUUGCUUGUCACAGAGCGCUACAGGAUGCGUUCAGUGGGCUCUUCUGGCAGCCCAGAUAACCUGUAUUUUCUCAUGUAUAAGAUCUGGAUUGUGGAGCCAAACCAAGGGGUUUGAAAGUAUAGAGGUUUGUAAAGUUCCAGCCCCGCAGCUGCACAGCACACCACCACUGCUGCUGUGCUCAGGUGUUUAUUGCAGUCUGGACCAAGCUGAGAAAUGUGUUGCAUAUAGAUUCAUGGAAGAGGUUUAUUUUUUACUUCUGUUCUUUAGACAGGGAUGAAGAACAUUAAACCUCAUCUGACAGAAAAGAAAUAAAUGAUUUGCCUAUGUUUGGAGUUGACUUACACAUUUUAUAAAAAAUAAAGCCUGACUUUAUGGUACAUUUUUGUGGGAUUUUUUUUUCUUCCUCCUCCUCCUUGUGUUUUUCUGGAACAUAUUUCCAAAUGCCUUUUUGAUUAUAACAUUCAGUGCUAUUAUCCAAGUCUAUAUUUUCCCUAUAAAAACUUCUUUUUCCCCUUAAUGUCGUAUUGAUAGUGGUACAGACAAGUGGAGAUGUUUCAUCUUAGCAGCAGGCCGUGUCAAGAAAGCACAACUGUGAUGUGGCUCUUCCUCAGCAGUAAGAGUCUGGGGGACUGUUUUGAGCCAUGCAAAGUGAGGCAAACCUAAUGUGGUUCCCAGCUGUGAGCCACAGAAAUGAUAAACCAGAGCAGGCCAUUAACCUGCUUUAAUGGCAGAUUCAAAGAUGUGAGCUAAUAAAACUUAAUACAUCAAUGGCACCUUUCACUGCUAAUGUGAGCUCAUUUUAUGAUGAGAUGUUGAGACUGGAAAAGGUACCAUGUAAGUGAAAUUUCUCUGCAUAAAUUAUAGACUGAUGUAGUUUUCCACCCACCAAAGCUUCAAGGGAUUUUACUGUGCUUGUGGUUUUGUGUAGUUUGGGUGUGUGUUGGUCAGAAGCAUGAGCAUCCCAGCCUGUGUGAGUCUGUCGCAUGGGCCCCUGGGUAUGGAACAUAGGCUUUUCCAGGAAAUUAAAGGAUAUUCUAUCAAAUUUCUGUCACAACAAAUGCUAACUUUAUGGACAUAAGAGUUAAAUGAAUCAAAUCUCUGGUUAUGUUAGUGUUAAUAGUCAUAUGUAACAAUACCAUCUUUAUUGGGUGGGGAUCCAUUUCAGUGCAUCUUGUGGGACCAACCUUCCUUGCUAGAAGUCACACUUCUCAUCUUUGAUAAAUGAGAAAACCAAGAAGUUGAAUAUGCCAAGAAUAUAUAUGUAAAUUAGUAAAAAGCUAGAAUUAGGUCAAGUUACUUCUUAAUCUAAAUCCACUAUGGAGUGAGCAUGUAGUAUUCCUUAUGUUAGUUAGGUUUUUGCUAAUUGGUAGUUCACCCUUCUGUAUUCAAUCUGUAAAUCUGAUGAAGAAGUGAUGAAAAUGAGCCCACGGCUAGGGCUUUGCUGCACUCGUGGACAGAAAUCAAUAUACCUACAAUUCAUGAACUAAUUAAUAAAACUCAAGCUUUGUUUUGC